Messenger RNA from Syngnathus typhle (broad-nosed pipefish), 1724 nucleotides. It is a transcript of the gene trim35-13, whose product is annotated as tripartite motif containing 35-13. NCBI's taxonomy places the organism in Eukaryota, Metazoa, Chordata, Actinopteri, Syngnathiformes, Syngnathidae. The coding region runs from base 286 to 1500 and encodes 404 amino acids. The record is from RefSeq and is a predicted model, not a curated record. Gene Ontology annotation, molecular function: zinc ion binding; protein binding. The transcript has 6 exons.
GCGAUGCGCAUAGUCGGACAACGCCAGCCGACAUGAGAUACGCUUUUGGGAGCCGGGGUCUUAACACUUAUUUUGGGGCUUAAAGAUGGAGGUUGUCCUGAAUUUAGGGGGGCGUGCCGGUGUGGGAGGGGCCAGCCCCUGCCUUGCUCAUGGUCGCCGGACUACCUCACUGAGAGGUUGACCUCGCUGGACCUAACUGAGUGACUACAUUGGAUCUCUGACAGGGUUCCCGGAAAGACAGCUAGGCAGGACGCAAAGCGACAGCUCAAGAUUCCUUUUCGAUCCAUGGACCAAAUGGUGCUGGGGAGGGCCCGCGAGGCCUUUGCGACAGACAGCAGGUCUAGGAGCGACCCUGAUGCGUGCGGCGAGCAUGGGCAGAAGCUAACCCUCUUCUGCUUGGAAGACCUGGAGCCCAUCUGCGGGGCUUGCGCUAAAGGUGGGGCCCAUGGGGGGCACAGGCUUUACCCCAUUGGAGAGGGGGCACAUGACUGUAAGGAAGAGCUGAAGGGAGCCCUGCUGCCUUUGAAGGAGAAGUUGCAGCAGUACAAGGAGGCCAAAAUUGUAUGCGAGGACAUGCAGGAGCACGUCAAGAUCCAGUUGGAUAACACGGAAAGGCAGAUCAAGAUGGAAUUUGAGGCGCUCCACCUAUUCCUGAGGGAGCAGGAGGAGGCCAGGCUGUCGGCCCUGAAGAACGAGGAGGCUACAAAGAGCCUGAUCAUCCAGCAGAGGAUCGACGAUUUGGACCAAGAGUUGGUCUCGCUCUCCAGAGUGAUCAGCUUAGUGGAGAGGGACAUGGAAAUGCAAGAUAUUCACUUCCUUAAGAAUUACAAGGACAUAAUAAGGAGAACCUGGAUAAGCUGCUGCGAGCCAGAAGAAAUGUUUGACGCUCUGAUUGACGUGGCAAAGCAUAUCGGCACACUGAAGUACCAAGUGUGGGAGAAAAUGAAGAAAAUAGUUAAAUAUAGUCCCGUCAUCGUGGAUCCCAACACAGCUGCCAACUGCUUCAUCCUGUCCGAGGACCUGACAGCGGUCCAGAAUUCAACACAGAACUUCAAAGUCCCCAACAACCCGGAACGUUUCGACAUUAGCGCCGAGAUGCUAGGCGCCGAGGGCUACACGGAGGGUCGCCAUAGCUGGACGGUGGAGGUAAAGAACAACACCUACUGGGUGGUUGGCGUGGCCAGCGAGUCCAUCAACCGCAAGGGCAAGCACGUGCUGACCCCAGCCGAGGGCUUCUGGACAAUACGCUUUCGCAACGACGAGUACAAGGCGUGCACGGCGCCGUGGGAGCCGCUCAACAUGAAGUCUAAGCCGGACAUGAUCAAGGUACUGCUGGACAUGGACCGAGGCAAGGUGGCCUUUUACAGCCCCCCGGAAAGGGAGCCGCUCUACACCUUCACCGACGUCUUCACGGCCAAAGCCUUUCCUUACUUUUGCACCGCUUGCAAAGAACACCCGCUGACGAUCCUGCCCGCUAGAUUGACUCUUUCGACCGACUGAUCCCUCCUCACGCGCGAGCAUCCGCACGAAGCUGAGACAGCAGCCGAAUCAGACGAAGAAUUCAGUCUUUGUUCUUACACAAGAGACAAUUGUGGCCAUGCGGCGUCAGCUAGCAUCAAGUGGAAAAAAAAGAACUCGUAUUGAGUUUGAAUUCAUAUGCAGUCGGCGUGGAAAGGUUAACUUGAAAUAAAACAAAAAGAUUCCUGACAAGGACGCUACUUUAA